Molecule: messenger RNA, 3800 nt
Organism: Bursaphelenchus okinawaensis
Lineage: Eukaryota; Metazoa; Nematoda; Chromadorea; Rhabditida; Aphelenchoididae
Source: the annotation of a GenBank genome assembly
AUGUCCAACAGCGAAGUAGCGCAAAAUAGCUUUAAUCCAUCAUGGUAAGUAGUUCACAAAUAUUUUUGUGUUGCUUUAUAUUUUUAGAGUUGGGUUAUGAUUUAUUUUGUAUAAUUUAUGUUAUUCAGGAUGCAAACAACGGCACCGAAAGCUCCGCGGCCUAAUGGUAUUAGCAGAGCGGCGGAAGAGGAUACUGGUGUAAGCUUUUGUACAUUUUUUAUUUUGUAUUUUAUUCGGCUUUUUAGGCUUUUGAGUUGGAAAAAGAGCUAAAUUAUCAAUGAUAAUAUAGAAUCGAUUUUUUGAACGUUUACCUUUGAGGCAUUGAUUGAUGUUAUGAUUGAUUUUUUAAGUCUUAUUCAUAAUUUAGAUAUAAAUUAACUUAUUUUGUUUAUAUUUUAGGAAAUGGUUGAGCCUGUGUUUGCCAAACAUCGGUAUGGACGUGAAGACAUCUUGGCUUUGAAGCCACGUGAUUCCAAGCCUCCAGAUGGAUUGAGCGUCUGCCCCUUCUUCGUGGAGAAGCCUUUGGUUCCGAUUAUAUUGAGCGAUUUGAAUGAAACUGAACUGGUGGGCAUAAAAUACCGGAGAUAAUUUAGUUUUUGACUUUUGCAGCGGUUGCAACAGAACAUAAAUUCCAGCAAAGCGUUGAGUGCGUUGCCUCGAGCCGAGUGGCCAGGGAAGGAAGGAGAGGCGGCGGGCAGUCCUGCUCACGUAUCGUCUAAUCCUUGGACUGUUGCUGGUAAGAUUUUAUAUUGUUUUUUAAAUUUAGGUAUAUGAGGUCGAAUAUUGAUAUGGUAAACGAAGAAAGUCAAUUUCAAAUUCAAGAGGUUGCAAAAAACUUACUUUUUAUAAAAAAAUGUGAAAAAUUGGUUUUCAGGUAGUAAUAAGAACUCGUCGUUCCGAUCUAAUAACCGAUGGACUACGGUUGGUGGAAAUCCAAGUUCGGAACCCCGAGGGUCGAAGUUUCCUUUCUCGAAUCGUGCCAAUUACGGAUCCCCAGCGAAUGGAGAAAAGAAGCCUAAGUCAAGUCCAUGGAGCGAAACCAAAAGGCAACAUCAGACUAGUGGGAGUGAUGAAGGUAAUGGCACCACGAAUGGUGAUCCGGACAUCUCAGCUGACGUCUGGGGAUCUUCUUGGCGAUCUGUCGAUACGAAAGGGUAAUUUUUAAAAUUUGUUUUGUACAUUUAGUUAUGUUUUUAAUAUUUAAGAUUAGAAAGCUAAAAGAUAUCAGGAAAUUUAGUGAUUUUAUGCUGUUGUCACGUUGAAAUGUUAUGUAAUUGACUAAUAAUAUACAUGCUUUAGAGAGAAGAAGCAGGAAAAUACUCGAAAAGAAAGCCAAGAAAGCUUUUCUCGAGGAUUUGGUCGAGGUGGUGCUACGCCGUGGAACAAGGUCGAAGCUGUAUGGGGUGCUCCAGAUGUGUCAAAUUUAACCGACAAUACAGAGAACUUAGCCAUUCGAACAGAACCAGUGAGUUAUUCUUACUGUUUUAUAUUAAACUUGCACGUCUUUGAUUUUUGUUCUUUUUUGUUUUAUGUUACCUUGUUUACUUUCAGGAACUCGAUAACAGUUCUGAGCAACAAAAUAUACUAAAUUCUUUUGCUCAACAAAGUACAGUAGACCAGUGGUUUUACUUGGAUCCCAGUGGAGUUCAACGAGGGCCUUUUGAGACGAAGGAGAUGCAGGCGUGGUUCUCUAGCGGGUACUUCCAUCCCGAGCUACAAAUCAUGAAGCCUGGUGAUGCAGCCUACACUCCACUAGGUAAGAAUUCUUGGGGACAUGAUUGGUAUUUGGGUUCGCUAUUUUAGGUAUAUUCAAAAAAAAGUUGAUUUAAAACGUGUUUACUGCGUAUUUUUAUAUAAUUUCUAAAGCGAGUAUGAAUUGCUUUUCAGGUGAACUUAUAAAGACAAAUGGUGCCCUCACUCCGUUCAUCGAAAAGAAGCGAUCUCAGAAGCUACCCCAAUCUCCACCAGUCGCAAGUACCCAACCUGCUCGAAAUGCUUGGCAGUCAACCAGUUCAAGCAAAGAAGAUAGUGCACAAACAAAGCCGGAAUUGUCUAUAGACCAGCUACGAUUAGAAGAAAAGGAGAGAGUCCUACAGGAAGAACAAAGGAGGCUUAAGGAAAGAGAAGAGAACAUCAAACGAGAAGAACAGGAACGGCAGGAAAGGGAACGCAAGAUCAAGGAGAGGGAAAUGGAGCUGUUGAGGAAACAGGUAAGAAAAAUGUCAAAAUAGAAUUUUUCUUCGUAUUUUUACGUUUUUCGAGUAUGUAAAUUUGCAUUUCUUGUAUGAAAAGAUAACUUUGAUAUUCUAGGAAGAAGUUCAACGAUUUGCAUUGGAAAAGGAGAAGGAACUCGAAAGGAAACGAAUUCAGGUCCUUGAGUACGAGCAACAAAGGCGAGAGGAGUUGAGACAAUUUGAAGAACAACGACUACAUGUGAUCCAAGAAGAACAAGAGAAACGUCGUCAAGCCGAAUUGGACUUUGUCCGACAAGAACAAGAACGACAAAGAUCUCAAAUGGAGCUGGAAAAAGUUCGACGAGAAGAAGAGGAGAAACAGCAAAGAGAAGCCGAGUUUUUGGCCGAAGAACAAAAGCGACGACAAAGAGAGCAUGAACUUCAACGGGAACAAGCAGAAAGAAUCAGAAGGGAGCACGAAGAGGAACUUCAACGUCAGCAACAACAGGCUAGGGCAGCCGCUUCUGCAGCAGCUAAUGCAGCUUCAUCUAAAGGUAAUGGUCGUAUCUUAAUUGAUUUUAGAAUUUUAGGUAAUAAGGUUUUGAGAAAAAAUGAAAUUGUUGCGAUAAACGUUAACAGUCUUUUUUUCAGCUCCAUGGUUGAAUGCGACGAAGAAACAGAAGGUUGUCACUCCAGACGACUUGUCCAACAAAACUUUGCUUGAAAUCCAGAUGGAAGAAGAGAAAAAGUUGAUGAAGAGGCUAGAGGAAGAAGAGAAACAGCGUCAAAUUGAGGCUGCUAACAAGAAGCCAGUUUGGAGCAGCCAGUCGACGGGUAGUGCUUGGAGUGUUCCAAAGAACGUUCCUCAACCUGUCCCAAUUCCACCAGUAAAAGAAGCUCCUAAACAAGUAAAGGCCGAGAAGAAAAAGGUAAGACGAAAAAUAAUUCAAUCUUCUUUUUCUAGUUAUACUGUUUUGUACAUGGUUUGGCUAUAUUACUUUACGAUUUGUUUUAGUCGACCCAGAAGAAGGAGCCCUCUGAAAGCAAACACGAAGAUUCCUUGACGGCGUGGGUGAUACAACGAGUACGUCAAUUAAAUUCGAGCGUGGAACCAGACAUAUUUGCCACGUUUUUGUUGAGUAUUGAGUCUCCAAAUGAGGUCGAGGACUACGUUCUGACUUACUUUGGAGAGAACAAGAACGCCAAAGAGUUUCACCAAGAGUUCUUGGCCAAACGAAUAGAGCUCCGACCUCGUCGUCGAGUAGCUGAUAAAGAUGUAGGUUUUUUGUUAAUGUGUUUUUGAUUGUAGGUAUAAGUUGAAAGUAACAGCUUCAUUUAAGUAUUGUGCACAAAAAGAAAUUUUUGCUUAGAUUUUCUUUUUUAAUAUUACCGUACAUUUUGCAGGAUCUCUCGGGUCCAGCGGCAGCGGCCACGAAUAUUGCGGGCAACAACGGCACGCCUGUCGCCGGAUCGACUCCCGGAAACAGCGCCAAAGCGAAGAAGAACAAGAAAGGGAAGAAAGUGGUGGACGGACUGAUUUUAGGCUUCCGGCCCGCCGGCGAUCCCAACCGACUGAACGUCGGCGAAAUCGACACAACCCCACCCACACCUCUGAAGCGUCGCUAA